Molecule: messenger RNA, 357 nt
Organism: Anoplophora glabripennis (Asian longhorned beetle)
Lineage: Eukaryota; Metazoa; Arthropoda; Insecta; Coleoptera; Cerambycidae
Exons: 2
Coding region: 80-280 (66 amino acids)
Source: RefSeq, a predicted model, not a curated record
AAAUACAAGGCAAGAACCUCAAAGCGGGCAGUAACACAGUCUUGUAUACUGACAUUAACAUCCUAAAUAAAAACUAAAAAUGAAAGCAGCUCUAAUUAUUUUGCUUGUGUCUAUUGUCGUUAUCGCUAAUGGGAAUCCUCUGGAACAAACAGAAGACUUGGCAGAAGGGGAAGAAACUCUCUUCAGGCACCCCAGAGCCAUUUGUUAUCCACUGACAUGCAACUCGCAAUGUUUCCCAAGGGGAGGAUAUUGCUCAUAUAACAGCUGUCAUUGCCGAUAGAAUAUUUUGGAGAAUUUUGUACACUUUAAUAUAGUUUAUAGUUUAUAUUUUUUAAUAAAAAAUAUUUGAAAAGAAAA